Messenger RNA from Vicia faba (fava bean), 1809 nucleotides. The record is from the annotation of a GenBank genome assembly. Lineage: Eukaryota; Viridiplantae; Streptophyta; Magnoliopsida; Fabales; Fabaceae.
AUGAUGCUACUUCUCAUGCUGAUGCUUAGUAUCAAUAAUGGAAGAAGUAUUGAUGAGUGUAAAGAGUUGUCUUGUGGACAAGACGAACCGAUCAUUCGAUUUCCCUUCCAACUCGUUAAUGAAUCAUCGCAAGAUCAAUGUCUUUAUCCUGAAUUCUGUCUAUAUUGUACCACUAUUCAUGGAUACAAUGAAACCAUGGUUUCACUCCCUACCACUUCAGGUCCAAUCAAAUUCCUUGUGGAAAAAAUUGACUACGAAUCAAACCAAAUCUUAGUUUGGGACCCGGAAAAGUGCAUGGCCACAAAGUUUCUGAAACUUACCACUUCAUCAUUUCUACCUUACCGAUUUUCUCCAGUAUCAGAAACAACCGAAUAUUCUUUCUUCGAUUGCUCUUCACUUAGUAGUUCAAAAUAUGAUCAGUCACAAAAUAGGAUCACCUGUCCAAUUUACGGUUCUAAUUCUAAUCACAGUGUCUUCACAUGGAAUCUUGCAUCGUGUAUCAAGAUGUUCGACAUCAACUUGCCAAUCAUGGCCCCAGACCUGACGAAUAAUUUGCUAGAUUUGAGUUGGCUCGAACAAAACUGUACAGUGUGCGAAGCGAAAGGCAUGGAGUGCAAAUGGAAAAACAACGGUACCAAAGGAGAAACGGAAUGUUUUGGUUGCUACAAGAAACGGAAAACAAUUCUUCCAAAGUCUCUUAUAUACAGUGCUACAGGUUCAAUUCUUUUGGGGCUUAUUCUGAUUGCGUUGUUUAAGAUAUUUCUCUAUUUUAGAAAGAAAGAAGAGGAUCAAAUUAGAGUUGAUAAAUUUUUAGAGGAUUAUAGAGCACAAAAGCCAGCUAGAUUUUCCUAUGCUGAUUUAAAAAGAAUUACAAAUGGAUUUAAGGAAAAACUUGGAGAAGGAGCUCACGGAACUGUGUUUAAAGGAAAACUCUCAACUGAGAUUCUUGUGGCAGUGAAAAUGCUCAAUGGUACUCAAGGAGAAGGAAAAGAGUUCAUCAAUGAAGUAGGAAUUAUGGGCAAAAUCCAUCACAUAAAUGUAGUUCGUUUGAUUGGUUUUUGCGCCGAUGGAAUCCACCGCGCUCUUGUUUACAAUUUGUUUUCAAAUGGUUCGCUACAAAGUUUCAUAUUUUCACCGGAUAACAAAGACCAUUUCUUAGGGUGGGAGAAGUUGCAACAAAUUGGUAUUGGCAUAGCCAAAGGAAUUGAGUAUCUCCAUCAGGGUUGUAACCAUCCAAUCAUUCAUUUUGACAUCAACCCUCACAAUGUUUUGCUAGAUGACUCUUUUACUCCAAAGAUUUCCGAUUUUGGUCUCGCAAAAUUAUGUUCCAAGAAUCUUAGUGUUGUGUCCAUGACAGCUGCUAAGGGAACCUUUGGAUACAUGGCGCCUGAAGUUCUGUCGAGAAAUUUUGGAAACGUGUCUCUAAAAUCAGAUAUUUACAGUUAUGGAAUGUUGUUGUUAGAAAUGGUUGGAGGAAGGAAGAAUAUAGAAACAUCAUCUGCGGAAAAUUUCAAUGUCUUGUACCCAGAGUGGAUCCACAAUUUAUUGGAAGGAGAUGUACAUAUUCAUAUUGAGAAUGAAGUUGAUUUUAAAAUUGCAAAGAAACUUGCAAUAGUUGGACUUUGGUGCAUUCAAUGGCAACCAAUAAAUCGUCCAUCAAUAAAAGCUGUUGUGCAAAUGUUGGAAACAAGAGAUGAUAGCCAGCUAAUUGUACCUCCUAACCCUUUCCAGUCAACGACUUCCAUGACCACUAAUGAAAAAACCACUUUGGCAAGAAGAACUUUUCAAAUGGAAAUAAUUCAGGAAUAA